Messenger RNA from Saccoglossus kowalevskii, 2118 nucleotides. Its product is annotated as methylosome protein WDR77-like. Gene Ontology annotation, cellular component: methylosome. Gene Ontology annotation, biological process: oocyte axis specification. Gene Ontology annotation, molecular function: protein binding. Lineage: Eukaryota; Metazoa; Hemichordata; Enteropneusta; Harrimaniidae. The record is from RefSeq and is a predicted model, not a curated record.
GCCAUUGAGGUAUGGCAGAUAGUUGAUGGCCAGACAAGCUUUAAGAAUCUAUUCAAUCUAUAUGAGCAUGACAACUCUGCAAAUACUGUUAGUUUAAAUAUGAAGAAAACGAAGGCUGCUAGUGGAAGUGCUGAUAGAAGUGUUAAAGUGUGGAACUUGGAAAGUCAGACAUCACUUAGUACUUAUAGAAUUCACCUUGACACUGUGUCAUGUGUCUCAUGGAGUAGAACAAUUAAUGACAUAUUCUUGUCAUGUUCACAGGAUGGUACCUGCAUAUUAUGGGAUAUCCGCAAUCCAAAACCAGCAUCCUAUGUAAUAAAGAAUGAUCACAUGACUUCAGCUCCAACAUGUGCUUCUUGGCAACCAGAAACUCAGUACACUGCAGCUAUAGGCAUGGAAACUGGGCAGAUUGUAAUUAAGGAUGCCCGAAAUCUUAAAGAAACGGUCGCCGAAAAGAAUGCGCAUAAUAGAGCGAUUAACAGAAUAGCAUUCUCUAAAAAAUAUUCUCAUUGGUUGGCCUCAGUAUCUGAUGACAGCACAGUUGCACUUACUGAUGUAGCACAGACUGCAAAAACAAUUUAUCGCAGCAGAGUACAUAAAGACUUUGUUCAUGGUUUAUCAUGGAGUCCCACUGACAACACACUUCUCACAUGUGGAUGGGAUGGAUUGGUUCACCAACACAGUUUUAUGCCAGAGACACUAUCAUCUGAUGGGUUGCAAUCACCAGUUGCUAUGGAAACAGCUGGAGCAGUAACAAUAUAUCCCAACAAUAUUCAGAAUCAAUUUGCUGUUUAACUUUUAUCUGGUCAAGUCAAUGUAAAUUAUGUUGUGGCUGGCAGGCAGGCAGGAUAAGGGUUAAAUGUUGUAAAUGCUAGAAGUAUAUAUAUAUUGCAGAGAAAUGAACACAGAGGGCAGUGUUUUAUAUGGUAUAUGGCACAAAUUGAGUUUCCCAUCAUGCAUUACUGUCUGUGUGUCCUCUCCAUGGUAAUAUAAGUAAAAAUGCACUGCUGGAAGCAGUUGGACAUUAAGUUAUGCAAAAACAAUGCACAAUUUUCUGAAUAGAUGAUUAGCAUUGGAAGGUUAUAGGUGUUUAUUGAUGUUUGUCUUGUCUAUUUCACAUUUACGCUGUCAUGUGACCAUAUCAUGUUAUUCUGUACUGGCUGAGAAAAUAAUGUUGCAUUAAAGGCUCCUAAUUAUAAAGUCAUUGCCUAGUUAUUUACUUUCUGGUGAAGACAUUGAAGACAGUGACACAUAGAUGGUAGAUAUGUCUUGUGGUUCAAACUGAAUCCACUUUUAAUAUCUUAGUAUUAGUCUGAAUGGAAGGUUUGAUGUCAUUGCCAUCAUUUUAGUUCAAUAUGCAACCAAAUCUAUUGUGUUACAGCAGGACACCUGUCAUAAGGAACUGUGAGCAGACAUAUGGUUGCAUUGUUAUUAAUGACUCCUUGAGGACACAACUGAUUUUCAUACAGUAUUUAUCAAACUUGUUCAGUAAACAUGAAUUAUGUUUAAGUUCAUGAUUGUCUUGCACACAUAAUUAUUUAGAUUGUCAGUAAAUAACAAUGGACAAUAAAUGAAUGCCAAAGAAAGGUCUAUCACACUAUUAUUUAUUCUUUUAAAUUUGUUUUCAAUUUGUGAGUGCUCUAAUGUAAUUAAUGCCCUAUUGUAUCAUUUUUACUAUUUGAAGAUAACUUAGCAAGUCAUUGACCUUUGACGCAGCCUUCUGUAUUUAUAAAAGAAAAUAAACUGAAGUUUAUCAAUAUUCAACACUGAGGGCAGUGUUCUAAAAUAUGAAUCUGAUUGAGAGCCUAAUCUCCCCAUUGCAAUGUGUUCACAGUAAAGUAAUAAUUCAUGGCAUUUGUCCAUUCUACUGCAAUGUGUGUGUACUACAUGUUUGAGCCAAUAAAGAUAUGUUGCUAUGGCAAAUAGUGAUAUAUCUUCCCAUAAUGCAUCAUUUUAAUAUUAUGCACAAUCAUGUUUGUAAAUUGUAUUAAAAUUUAGAAAUUUCUCGCUGUCAUUUAAUCAUGUUAUCUCUGUAAACCCUGUGUCUAAUUAAAGUGGAAUUAGGAAGGUAGGCAGUGGGUUGUCUCAUCUGAUUAUCUUCCUUGUGAUGAUAAAGCA